AUGAAGGCGUCUCAGAGCCGACAAAAAUCAUAUGCUGAUCGGAGGCGGAAACCAUUAGAGUUUGCAGCUGGGGAUCAUGUGUUCCUCCGAGUGACUCCGACUACUGGUGUAGGAAGAGUCAUUCGUGCUAGAAAAUUAUCUCCUAGGUACCUUGGUCCUUACCAGAUUCUGAAGUGUAUAGGAUCGGUUGCCUAUGAAGUAGUCAUGCCGCCUCAGCUUGCUAAUCUUCAUCCAGUAUUCCACUUUUCUCAACUCAGAAAGUAUGUGUCGGACUCUUCACAUGUAUUGGAGGCUGAAGAUGUCCAAGUUAAGGAAGACUUGUCAGUGGAGGUGCAACCGGUUAGAGUUGAGGAAAGCCAAACCAAACAGCCUAGGGGGAAGACUGUCAAACUCGUCAAGGUAGUUUGGGAUGCUAGGACAGGCGACUUUACCUGGGAGCUAGAGGACAAGAUGAAGGAAUCUUAUCCCCACCUAUUCGCUGGUAAGUCUAAUUUUCGGGGAUGA
Messenger RNA from Vigna angularis (adzuki bean), 504 nucleotides. RefSeq lists its product as uncharacterized. The transcript has a single exon. NCBI's taxonomy places the organism in Eukaryota, Viridiplantae, Streptophyta, Magnoliopsida, Fabales, Fabaceae. The record is from RefSeq and is a predicted model, not a curated record. Bases 1 to 504 code for a protein of 167 amino acids.